This is a messenger RNA of Rhagoletis zephyria (snowberry fruit fly), 651 nucleotides long. NCBI's taxonomy places the organism in Eukaryota, Metazoa, Arthropoda, Insecta, Diptera, Tephritidae. The record is from RefSeq and is a predicted model, not a curated record.
AUGUUGAUGGUCAACUCGGAGACUUUCAAUGCAGAGCUGAACUCACAGAAUCUUGGGACUGCCUUUGAGUUUAAAAUUCACCUGGACGCCGGCAAAGAAGACUGCUACUAUCAGAUGGUUGAGAGUGGUGCUUCGUUUUACGUGGCCUUUCACGUCCUUCGCGGCGGUGACACCAAUGCCGGAUUUUACAUCAAUGACCCUAACGGACAGACUAUCAUGCCGUACCAGUGGAAACAGCACGCCGAGUUUGAUGAUGGCCAAGUGACAAACGCCGGUUACUACAGCAUGUGCGUCGACAACAAGCCUUCAAGUUACCAAUCAAAAUUGGUCAGCCUUUACGUAGCCUCCUUUAAGAGGGACGAAUGGGAAAAGUACAUAUCCGAACUGACUGAAGCCGAUCUGACGACGAACAAUGCUACUAACCUGCUGCGAAAUGUCGACCACAAUAUUCAUGAGAUGCUGAAGUACUUGGAGAACUCCAAGCAACAGUACACUUACGAUUCAUAUCUGAGUGAAUCAAAUCGAAACUAUGUGCAGAACUGGUCCAUUCUCCAGUGCAUCGUCAUCAUCAUCUCCUCGGUGACACAGGUUUAUUUUGUGCGAAAACUCUUUGCUUUUACAAAUGGAAAAGGCAGCAGACCACGAGCCUAA